AUGCGUUUUCCGUCCUUCCCGACCGUCGUCCGCGCCUUUUACACCCUCAGCAACACCACCACCCGCCGCUUUCCGUCCAUCUUCCAGCAGCAGGGCCGCCUCGCAAACAACCCGCGCAUCCCCUACUCGAUCAAAUCCAUGCCCACGAUCCCAUUCUUGGGAAGUCUAUUCUCGACGAGCAGCAGGAGCACCAUGAGCUACCCCCUACAGAAGAGCGACGAAGAAUGGCGGGCGGUGCUCUCGCCCGAACAAUUCCGCGUCCUCCGCACCCAAGGCACCGAAGCGCCCUUCAGCGGCGAGUACGACAAGCACGCGCCGGCGGCGGGCACGUACAACUGCGCGGGCUGCGACGCGCCGCUGUACACGGCGCAGCACAAGUUCAAGUCGGGCUGCGGCUGGCCCGCCUUCUUCGACACGGUGCCCGGCGCCGUCGUGCGCCACACGGACAGCACCUUCGGCAUGCAGCGCACCGAGAUCGUGUGCGCCAACUGCGGCGGCCACCUCGGCCACGUCUUCAAGGGCGAGGGCUACCCCACGCCGACGGACGAGCGGCAUUGCGUCAAUAGUGUGAGUUUGAAGUUUAGGAACGAGGGGGAGGCCGGGGAGGGGGGGAAGGCGGGGAAGGCGUGA
Messenger RNA from Diplodia corticola, 630 nucleotides. RefSeq names its product methionine-r-sulfoxide reductase. Gene Ontology annotation, molecular function: peptide-methionine (R)-S-oxide reductase activity. NCBI's taxonomy places the organism in Eukaryota, Fungi, Ascomycota, Dothideomycetes, Botryosphaeriales, Botryosphaeriaceae. Gene Ontology annotation, biological process: response to oxidative stress; protein repair. The transcript is spliced from 2 exons. Bases 1 to 630 code for a protein of 209 amino acids. The record is from RefSeq and is a predicted model, not a curated record.